AUGCCCUCUCGACACAUUUUAGCACUCGUCGCACCGGCUUGGGGCCAUGCGGGGCCUUACGUCCACCUCACGACUCGAAUGUUGGCCUCAGAUCCAAGUUUGGUGGUAACAAUUGUGCAGCACAAUAACUUCGUCACCAGAAUGCAAAAGGAAUUCGACUCGUGUUCUUAUGAUAAGAGCAGGCUCAAGAUUGAGGGUGUAGGCGAUAAGGACCUCCCAUCUUCACCGGAAAACAUCAAAGAUGCUCUAGAUCAGCUCACGGCUGGGUGGUUUCAACUCCUGGCAGCAGCAGUCGCCGGAGGGUCCAAUUGGCCUCAGCCCAAGACGCUGCAUCUGGACUUCUUUGGAGGAGGUUUGGUCAUCGAGGAAUCCAAGUUAUUGAUCGGACCAGAUGGAAAAGUUCUGCUCUGGUGCUCUACAGGAGUGUCAGCGUGCAUGGAUGACCUCAGCAAACACGACUACGCCAAGAUUGCGCACGAGAUAUACACGGACGAGAGCAGACGAGCGGGAAGAACAAUGGACGAUAUUCUUGGCGACGUCGUGUGCGCCGCAAAUGGCAGCGACAAACUCGAUGGUCGAGUCCUCGAGUCCGUCGGCGGAUUGAGGAUGUACGAUCAUGAGCACGUCGCACAGGGCGCUGGAUCCGCCGGAUCACUGCGCCCGUUCGCUGCUAUGAUGGCAUCUGCACAGAAAUUGACCCAGCAGGUGGACGGCAUUUUUUUCCCGGCAAGCAGCGCUUUGGAGGCCGCCGGGGUUGCAUUCGCUCGCGAGCAUUACAAGAAGCGCGGGCAAGAACUCUUCUUUCUUGGUCCUCAGAUGCACGAUGAUGAGUGGGGAGUGCCAUCAGCAGGUCCUGGCCCCACCGAUGAGAGAGUGAAGGCAUUCUUGGACAAUUCGCGCAAGGAAUAUGGUCCGAAAUCCGUUUUGUACAUCUCUUUCGGUUCUAUAUUCUUCCCCAUGAUGACACCUCAUCUCGUUGAGGUGAUGAUCGACGUGCUGCUAAGUCUCCAGAACGUUGUUCCUUUUGUGUUUGUCCUUGGUGGAGGGAUGGCUUCCUUGCCAGAAGCGACCAUCGAUCGCAUUCACGCGAGUGGGAGGGGAAUUGUAUGCGCCCAUUGGGUUGAUCAGAAAGCCAUCUUGAAAGGAGGCGUAGUCGGAUGGUUUUUGACUCACGGCGGCUACAACUCGACGACGGAAGCGCUGAGUCAAGGAAUUCCACUGAUCUUCUGGCCUAUCGGAGCAGAGCAAGCGUACAAUGCAGCGUUACUUUCUACAGGCCCACGUCCCAUCGGGAUCGAACUUUUCCAGAUUAGAGCUGGUAGUCAAAUGGGUCCUUCGCUUCGCCCGGAAGCACCGAAAAUCACAGGAACAGUCCAGGACGCCAAGAUUGAAUUCCAGCAGGCAUUUAGGGAUAUCAAAGGAUUGAGGGGUGAAACCCUUGGAAGGAACGCUCUCCGUAUCGCAGAAUUGUGGCAUGAGGAGAGAAUCAACGGAGAAGCUGUCCAGGAGAUCGAGAGACUGACUAGAUUCUGA
Mycena citricolor is the source of this 1533-nucleotide messenger RNA. NCBI's taxonomy places the organism in Eukaryota, Fungi, Basidiomycota, Agaricomycetes, Agaricales, Mycenaceae. The record is from the annotation of a GenBank genome assembly.